This is a messenger RNA of Daucus carota subsp. sativus, 1060 nucleotides long. RefSeq names its product protein ZW2. Gene Ontology annotation, biological process: DNA-templated transcription. The coding region runs from base 67 to 768 and encodes 233 amino acids. Gene Ontology annotation, molecular function: sequence-specific DNA binding. The transcript has a single exon. NCBI's taxonomy places the organism in Eukaryota, Viridiplantae, Streptophyta, Magnoliopsida, Apiales, Apiaceae. The record is from RefSeq and is a predicted model, not a curated record.
AGGCUAUACUUAUCUGCUUAUUUUGACACCUGUUUCUUGAUUAUUCCUUGCAUAGAAUUUCCAUCAAUGGCUGCUUCUUCUUCCUCUGCUUCUAACCCUAAAAAUGGCUUAGCUUUUGAAAGCUUCUUCGAAGGAUGGCUCGUUCGUCAAGAACACUAUCUCGACGAACUCCAAUCCGUCCUGGGAAAACACGAAGACUCGAAAGACGAUGAGUACUUGAAAGAAUUGAGUGCUAGGGUUUUCAAUCAUUAUCAAGAAUACUAUGAUGAGAAAUCAAGAAUGUCGAAUCAUAAUGUUUUUCUCCUGUUUAAUCCCCCUUGGUUCACUCCUUUUGAGCGGAGCUUCUUCUGGAUAGCCGGGUUCAAGCCUGACCUAGCUUUCAAGGUGGCGGCGGCGGCGGCGGCGGAUUUGACGGCGGAGCAGAAAGAAAUGAUUGAGAAGCUCAAAAUCGAGGUUAAGGUUGCUGUGAAGGAGCUGAAUGAUGAGCUGGCUAGGGUUCAAGAAAGCGUGGCGGCGCAUGAGCUGAUGACGGUGGGCGGGAAGGCUCCGAGCGGCGACGAGAUGGGAGAGAUCAACUCGGUGCUCGACGAGCUGCAGGCGGAGUUGGUGACGGUGAUUUCGAAUGCGGACGUGCUUCGGACUCGGACCGCGGAGCGGGUCGCGGCCGUUCUGAACCCGGUUCAGAGCGUCAAGUUUUUGGCGGCGGUGACGGAGAUGCAGGUCCGAGUUAGGACCAUAGGGUUAGAAAAAGAGGCAAGAAAAAGGUAAGAAAUUUAUGUUCCAUUUCAAAUGGUCUCAACCUUAAACUUAAACAAAAAAAGAAAAAGUGACAAUACACUGAAAUAUAUGAAAUAUUAUAUUUUGUCAAUGAAAAUCUUUUAGUUGUCGAAGAGAAGUGCCAUGUCAUUCGGACCAAUCAUUUCAAGACAAGUUGGAUUCUGUUGCUUUCAAGUUUGUGGAUUCAGUACACGUGGAUCUACGUGUCAUUUUUGAUUUUGUUGAAUUCGAAUCAUAUUUCAUAUGUAUAAGCCAGUGUUAAGCUGGCUAUGUUGGCUUUAUU